Paramecium sonneborni is the source of this 705-nucleotide messenger RNA. The record is from the annotation of a GenBank genome assembly. Lineage: Eukaryota; Ciliophora; Oligohymenophorea; Peniculida; Parameciidae.
AUGCUUAAUUUUAUACGUAGUUUCUCAUAGCAAAAAUGUAAUGCAAACUUUUUAAACAUUAGAACCCCAAAAACCACCAGAAUAGCAAUAAACACAAUAACAAACAAAAUAGAACUUUUAUUCUACUGUGCCAAAAUUAAGGGAGAAAUUUGCAGAGGAACUUUUUAAUUUAGAAAUGGAUGUCGAAUCUGAUAAUGUUUAAAUGGAUACCAUUAUGCAAUUAAUUAAUUUAUAUAAAGAAGCUGUAGAAUAUUUUGAAGCCAUUCAUUCAAAUAAAUAUCUAAUAUUCAAGAAUAAAAUUUAAAACUUGUUUGCAAAAAAGAAUGUGAUGAAUGCUAUGAAGAUGAAUUAAAAAAAGUCUCCAACUUUGGAUGUCAAAUAGAAACUUUAGUAAAUUAGGUAAGUUGAUUAAAAAUAAAAUGCUGAUGAUUUGAUUAACUAACAUCAAUAAAAAGUAUAAAAAAAAUAUUAGUUUUUCAUUAGUAAGAGUAAUUGAACACUUUAAUUCAUAAUAAUCUUGAAGCUCAAAACAAUGUUAUAUAAGAGAGAUUAUAAAAAAGAAGAAAUAGUCAAGUGAGAUAAAAUCAAACUAUAUCUGUUUAAGAAACAACAGAUUGUUCUGCCCCUCAAUUCAAUCCAUGUCAUACUCCUUAAAUAAAGACACCAUCUAGAUAGUACAGGGGCAGACAAACUUUUGAUUCAUGA